This is a messenger RNA of Sphaeramia orbicularis (orbiculate cardinalfish), 3778 nucleotides long. RefSeq names its product TYRO3 protein tyrosine kinase (gene tyro3). The coding region runs from base 286 to 2895 and encodes 869 amino acids. Gene Ontology annotation, molecular function: protein binding; transmembrane receptor protein tyrosine kinase activity; ATP binding. Gene Ontology annotation, cellular component: plasma membrane; signaling receptor complex. Gene Ontology annotation, biological process: phagocytosis; cell surface receptor protein tyrosine kinase signaling pathway; nervous system development. NCBI's taxonomy places the organism in Eukaryota, Metazoa, Chordata, Actinopteri, Kurtiformes, Apogonidae. The transcript has 19 exons. The record is from RefSeq and is a predicted model, not a curated record.
UUCCGCUUUUGUUUCAAACUCUGCCAAACUCUCAGUGUCGGACAUUCACUCCGGAACCUUCUGGAAUCUUCUGUCGGUCGGUUCGGGUCCAAACCCACGGUCCUGGUCCGGGUUUCUUUCGGACCGGAUGUUCGUGGACCGGCUCGGACGGUCCGUGUCCGCUCCGUCUCCUCCUGGUCCCCUCCGGUCCCCCCCCCCCCCCGGUUCUGUUUGUUUGGAUGAAAUGAGUCCGGUGAGCGGGUAGGAUCCAAGCCGAACCGGUCCGGUCCGGGUCUGGACGGGAAGAUGAACCGGAUCCUGUUUGUUUUUCUGGUUUUUCUUCGGUUUCAAGACGCGGAAUGUGGAAGCGGCGUCCACUUCACCAAACACCCGUCCAACCUGACCGUCUCCCAGGGCAACGGCGUCCGUCUGGGCUGCGCCGUCCAGGGGGUCAGCGAACCAGAGAUCAUCUGGAUGAAGGACGGAGAGAGGCUGUACAGCAUGGACCAGAUGUUCCUCACCCUGGGAGAAGAGCACUGGGAGACCUUCCACAGUGUGAGGUCGGUCCAGCAGCAGGAUGCGGGUCAGUACUGGUGUGAGGUGGACUUUCAUGGCCGGACCUUUUCCUCAAAUCGGGCCUGGAUCACGGUAGAAGGUGUCCCCCACUUCGUCCACGAGCCUCAGGACGUGGCCUCGUUCCCUGGCGUCCCCUUCAACCUGACCUGCGCCGCCGUUGGACCUCCAGAACCCGUAGACAUCCUGUGGUGGGUGGGAGGAGUCCAGGAGGGACAACCCGGGCCGUCCCCCUCCGUCCUCCACAUCCCAGGUGUGAACAGCAGCGUCAAGUUUUACUGUGAAGCUAAAAACACCAGAGGGAUCAGUGUGUCCAGAACCGGAACGGUCCACAUCAAAAUUUUACCUUCAGCUCCGGUCAGUCUCCAUGUCCUCAGGAUGGUUGACAACAACGUCACGUUGUCAUGGAAACCGGGGUUCACAGGUCACUCAGAGCUGUCUAGGUGCAUCAUACAGCUGUCCAGGCGAUCCGUCCGCAGGUGGGACCUUCCUCAACAGGACGUCCACGUCCCUCCUCAUGUCCACAUGUUGUCUGGUCUAAGGUGUUACUCCAACUACAGCGUCAGGGUGUCGUGUGUUAACGAGGUGGGAGCAUCGCCCUUCUCCCCGUGGAUGCAUUUCACCACACCGGAGUCAGUGCCCUCCGCCCCCCCCAGGAACCUGACCUUUGACCUGUCGGAGACACAGUUGUCUCUGAACUGGGCGGAGCUUCGGGAGGAGGAGCUCCAGGGUAAACUGUUGGCGUACAAGGUGCAGUGGACUCUGGGAGGAGAGCAGCAGGAGCCGCUGCUGUUUAAGGAGAACGCGGCUCAGCUGUCAGGAGGAGGGCGCUUCUUCAACGCCUCCUUCCAGGUGUCGGCCUGCACCGCCGUGGGAUGUGGACCCUGGAGUCCACCAGUCCUGGUCCUGCCCGCCUCAGUCCAGGUGCAGGUCCAGCGGAGCCACAUGUGGGUCGGGGUUCUUCUGGGUCUGCUGGUGGCCACCGUGGUGGGUCUGUUACUGACGGUCCUGGUCCAGCGCCGAGGAAAGGAGACGCAGUUUGGUUCGGCCUUUAAACCUGCAGGUCCAGAGAACUCUGUGUCCUUCACAGCUGCUCGAUCGUUCAACAGAAACACCUCUGAUCUGCACGAGUCCACAUUGGACAGUCUAGGCAUUGACCACGAUCUGAAGAACAAACUGGAGGACGUCCUCAUCCCAGAGAGACUGCUGACACUGGGACACGUGUUGGGAAAAGGUGAGUUCGGUUCGGUGCGUGAGGCCUUCCUGAAGGCUGAGGACUCAUCUGUGCAGAAAGUUGCCGUCAAAGUCCUUAAAUCCGACAUCACAUCUUCAGGUGACAUCGAACAGUGUCUGAAAGAAGCCGCCUACAUGAAGGACUUCCACCACCCCAACGUCAUCCAGCUCAUCGGAGUGAGCCUCCAGCGCCGGCCCACCCAGCGCCUGCCCGUGCCCAUGGUGGUCCUGCCCUUCAUGAAGCAUGGAGACCUGCACACCUUCCUGCUGCUGUCCAGACUGGGCGAGCAGCCCUUUGAGCUGUCUCUGCAGACCCUGGUCCAGUUCAUGUUGGACGUCUCUCGGGGGAUGGAGUAUCUGAGCAGCAGGAACAUCAUUCACAGAGACCUGGCAGCGCGCAACUGCAUGCUGGAUGAGAACAUGGUGGUGUGCGUGGCGGACUUCGGUCUUUCCAAGAAGAUCUACAGUGGAGACUAUUACCGACAGGGUUCAGUAUCCAAACUGCCGGUCAAGUGGAUCGCACUGGAGAGUCUGGCAGACAACGUGUACACGAGCCAGAGCGACGUGUGGGCCUUCGGUGUGACCAUGUGGGAGAUCAUGACUCGAGGUCAGACUCCGUAUCCUGGUGUUGAGAACUCAGAGAUCUACGAGUAUCUGAUCAAAGGAGAACGACUGAAGAAACCAGCAGAGUGUAGAGAAGACAUAUACGAGCUCAUGCACAGCUGCUGGAGUCCAGUACCUAAAUGUCGUCCCAGUUUCCAACACCUGGUCGACCAGCUGGAGGCGCUGUGGCUCAGCCUUAGCCCCGCCCCCCCGCACAAGGAGCCCUUGCUGUACGUGAACCUGGAAGGGGAGGAGCCUGCGGCAGCGGCAGAGGAGGAGGUGGCAGCGGGCGCGGGGUCAGGGUUGAGCUGGAACGUCCCGUGGCAGAGUCAUGACGAGGAGAAAGACUGGCUGAUGGUGGGUUCAGGGGCAGCGCUCGCCAUCGGAGGAGAUUAUAGGUACAUCAUUGGACCCUGUGGGGAGGAGGAGGAGGGGGAGGGGGGAGGGGGGGGCGAAGCCAGGAGCCGGGACUGCGAUGACGAGGAUGACACCGUUAUUAACGUCUGAACACAGGGGACCAGUCAGAGACGGACGCCGAAGGCACCAGCUGAACAUGCCUACAGUCAGUGAACGCACUGUCCAUCACAUUGUAAACACAAAACAUGUGUCAGAACCAGAACCGGAUGCACACGGCGACCAGUCACAUCAGACCAGUUCAAGUCCAGAGGGUCGGGGUUCAAGCAGACGCCGAUCGGGUCCGACGGUCGAUGACGUCACGGCUGAAGCUCACAGACGGACGCGGUUCUUCUGUUCUUCUUCUGUGGUGUUUAGGCCUGGUUUCUGAAACGAACCUUCAGAACCAAACUUCGUUGGCUCCGACAACCAGAAGACAAACACAAGUCCAACAUCCCGGACUAGGUCUACCACUUCCUAGGACGACGGAGGACAUGGCGUCAACAGAACCUGAACCUGAACGGUUCAGGGUCUGCGGGUUUAACGGGAUUGUUCACCAGCUUGAACCUGAGCGUCUGCGUUUGGACCCAGUUCCACUGCCUCUGGGAUUCCUUUUGGUUCUGGGUUCUGAUGACAAUGUGUUCAAAGGCUGACGAUGCGUUCAAAUGCUGAUGAUACGUUCAAAGGUGAAGUGAAUAUUUGUGUUUUUAACAGGAUGUAAAUGUUGUGCCAAUGCGGCGGUAGAACCUGGGUUUGGAUCCACUAACGUCCACUCAUCUGUUCACCUCCGUGUUCUGAUCCAACUUUAAGUAGAAACGACCAGUUUUGAAUCUAGUGAUGAAAUGUUUUCCACGUUUGUCUUGUUCCAUUAAAGUUGUUAAAGUGUUUUUUCUAACUGAAACUGUGAUAAAAGUGUAAUUUAAUGAACCAAACUAAUGACUGUAACUGUCUGACACUGAAACUGUGAUUACUGAAUAAAACCUUGACAUGGAAUUCA